UUUACCCCUUUCGGUUCUUCUUCUACAAGUGUACAUAUUCCCGCGGCGUCACCUCGUCGACGUCCGUACAUACAUCUGCAUAGCCAGAGCUCGGACCUGUCCUUACAGUUCUCACAUCAUCAUCAACGUCAUCGUCAUCAUCGUUGUCGUUGUCGUUAUCGUUAUCGUUACCCACCCACCAUCAUCAUCAGCAAACGAGAAUGUUCGCCAAACUCCUAGCUUCCGCGCUAGCCGCAGCGGCGGCCGUGUCGGCCGAGCCGGCGCCGGGCUACAGCGGGUGGACGAACGUGUGGGCGGAGACGUUCGACGGCGCGGCGGGCGCGUCGGUCAACACGGGGAACUGGAACAUCAUCACGGGCCUGCAGGUCAACGACGAGGUGCAGACGUACACGACGUCGAACCAGAACCUGCAGCUGAGCGGCGGCGCGACCGUGCAGAUCGUGCCGCGCAAGGACGCCAGCACGGGCGCCUGGACCUCCGCCCGCAUCGAGAGCACGUACACCUUCGCCCCCGUCGCCGGCUCCCAGACCAUGGCCGAGGCCAUGAUCCGCUUCGGCACCAACCCGCAGGCCAACAAGCAGGGCAUCUGGCCCGCCUUCUGGAUGCUGGGCGCUAGCAUCCGCAGCGGCACCGCGUGGCCCGAGUGCGGCGAGAUCGACGUCAUGGAGACCGUCAACGGCAUCUUGACGGGCCACGGGACCAUCCACUGCGAUGUGUACCCGAACGGCGCGUGCGAUGAGCCGAAUGGCAUCGGGGGACCUGUUACCUUGCCCGACGACAGCUGGCAUACGUGGCGCGCGGUGUGGGACCGCAGGGCGAGCGUCUGGACGGGCGAGACGCUGACUUGGUAUUUGGAUGGCAAUCAGUUCUUCCAGGUGUCCGGGUCGACGGUCGGCAGCCAGAGCGUGUGGAAUACGUUGGCGGCGGACCCGGUGUAUUUUAUCUUGAAUGUGGCUGUUGGCGGUGAUUGGCCCGGUCCACCCAACGACUCCACCCUAGACGGCUACGGGAGCAUGAUGGAGGUCGCGUAUGUCGCGCAGUACGUCGCCUCGUGAUGAGUCUGUCUAUCGUCACCACACCAACUAUCACUAUUACUACUCUCACCAUCACUUUCACCACCACUAUCGCUUAAACCUACCGAGAUCGACGCAUGGGAGGGAGUAUCGCGUGUCGGAGUUUUUUUCAUGAGAAAUCUUUUCACGGUUUGGGAAACAGGUACCUUCUUGCAUUUUGCAUUUUGCAUUCUUCGUCCUUCGCUGCUAAGCGCGAGCAUGAGCAUACCCCUAUAUCUGCUGCUUUGGUUUUUUUUUUGGAAUUCUUGCACAUAG
Molecule: messenger RNA, 1328 nt
Organism: Annulohypoxylon truncatum
Lineage: Eukaryota; Fungi; Ascomycota; Sordariomycetes; Xylariales; Hypoxylaceae
Product: glycoside hydrolase family 16 protein
Exons: 2
Coding region: 201-1055 (284 amino acids)
Biological process (GO): carbohydrate metabolic process
Molecular function (GO): hydrolase activity, hydrolyzing O-glycosyl compounds
Source: RefSeq, a predicted model, not a curated record